Molecule: messenger RNA, 1674 nt
Organism: Botrytis sinoallii
Lineage: Eukaryota; Fungi; Ascomycota; Leotiomycetes; Helotiales; Sclerotiniaceae
Exons: 1
Coding region: 1-1674 (557 amino acids)
Source: RefSeq, a predicted model, not a curated record
AUGGAUUCUGAAAAAAUCUAUUCUUCUGGCUUUUCAAACAAUAGAGACGGCUUUCAUCUCCCUUCGCACAAUCAUGGGGCUGCCUCUUUACAACAAAAUUAUCUAGACGCGAUACGAGGGGAGUUUGUCCCGAAGAACUUUAACGAGCUCAGAAUGACUUGUUCCAUAAUCCAUGGGUUGCGCUAUAAUGAAUCAUUCGCCGAGUCUGAGUCAAUGAAGGAAAUCUGUGCUAAGAGCAGCAAUAAAAUCUUCGCCCGCGCUAGGAAUGCACGCCUGAUCAUGAGCAAUAAGAUACCGCUCAUGACUGAUGUUGAAGAGAAGCCAUAUUGUAUUUGGCAUCCACAUUUAGCGACUGUUGACACAUAUCGUGAUUUAGCUCAGAGAUAUCCCGAUAUGAAGUAUCAUGUUGGUCGAGCAUGUGCUGUUGGCGGCUAUAUCGACUUGUAUCGCGAGCUAGAUUUGCUUCCAGACAUCUCCAUUGCGGAAGAGGCAUGGCAUAAUUCAGAUUUUGCUGGUUCGAAAGAAAUAUUUGACUUCAUUGUGUGCCAGCCGACGCGCUACGCCAUCUUGGACGAUUAUACGCGCUCCCUGAAUCUACAGGCUCCAAGGAUAGCAAUGGGCCUGAAUGGUGAUACAGCACUGCUAUCAUCAUUGAAUGUGACAUUUGAUGUUUGGAAAGAAUGGGAGGAGGCGAGAUCGCAUUACUUCAAUAUUACGGAAGAUUACGGUGUUGGCGAGACAUCUUCAGCUCAGGCCCAUGGUCAUCCUCUGGCCCCUGAGCACGUAUCUUUGCUGUACGAUCCUCUUCCAAUUCACCUCCCAACCACGAACAAAGAUACAUUAAUACUUCAUGCUGCUUACGAGGGCAAUAUUGAUCGAUACGCGCGCCUCCGACGUCCUGUCAUGGUGAAGGGAGAGGCUGAGGCCAUAGUCCGUGGCAUCUAUCAUCAUACGUCCUUUGCGCGGUGGUGUCAUGGUCAGUUAGAGUCUGGAUUCGCUGAUAAAGGCGAUUACUGGGAUAUAAAAAGAGCCACUUUAGCCCGCUUCAUCAUGGUCAAUGACUUGUCCCGUAUUACCUCCACUACAGAAACACCGGACAUGGACCAGUCGAUGCCAUUCAUGAUCUGGUGGCCGUUAAUUCCCCAGGAAGCAACACUGCGUGAGUUAGCACGCCGACGUCCCGAUAUGGGUCUGCAGGUUGCCAUGGCGUGUAUAGUUGCAGAUUAUCAUGAGUUGUGGAGUGAGCUUACACCAGAGCCGCACGCACUGCUGUGGUACCAGGCGGCACAGCAAGAAGAAAAUGGCGCUAACCUAAAUAAGAACUUUUAUGUUGAAGAUCUAGAGCGUCGAGCCGCCGAGAAGUGUAUAGACUUGCGAGCGCCCGCUUGGGACUGUUCCUAUUUGUACGAUUGUCUGACACGCGACAAGGAGCCAACAACCAUCUUCCUACAGCCGCAUAUCCAGGUUCGGGGAAAUGUUCCGGUAGAUUAUAACACCGGCAGUAUCUACCCUGGCAGGGCACAGGCAAAUAUGGCGGAAUGGGAUUUAUGCAUUGCAGUGAGCGAUGAUCUUAGAGAACAGGCGAGAACGGAGAAUGUCGAUGAUAAUCUAAAUGAAAAUUGGGGUUGGCCUUAUUCAUGCUGGGAGGCACAGGCUUCUUAUAACGGGGCAUAG